This is a messenger RNA of Cyprinodon variegatus (sheepshead minnow), 8779 nucleotides long. RefSeq names its product ankyrin repeat and KH domain-containing protein 1-like (gene ankhd1). Gene Ontology annotation, biological process: innate immune response. The transcript has 39 exons. The record is from RefSeq and is a predicted model, not a curated record. Gene Ontology annotation, cellular component: cytoplasm. NCBI's taxonomy places the organism in Eukaryota, Metazoa, Chordata, Actinopteri, Cyprinodontiformes, Cyprinodontidae. Gene Ontology annotation, molecular function: protein binding; RNA binding. Bases 175 to 8232 code for a protein of 2685 amino acids.
GGUUAGGUUGUUAGAAAGUUAAUGGCUGGGGGAAAGAGAACCUCCUCAACCCUCGCUUCGGGAGAGUUUCUGGAUUCCCUGAAGUAAAAUCAAGCAAAUAUCUUCCAAGAAAGCGCCUGGACGGACGUUUAAGUUAACUACUAGCCCGUUAACACGCGUUUGGUGAACAUAAGUAUGCAGGAUGCAGUAGCCGGGACGGCAAUGCUGACGGACGGCUUCGAGGACGAGAUUGACUCGGUGACUCCUCGCUCCCCAGUGGCAGGGAUGGGGGUAGGAGCGACACCAGGAGUCGGACUUGGAAGCAUUGGGAUUGGUGUAAGUGGGAAGAAAGUGCGUUUGUACGGCGAACCUGGCGGAGCGGCCGCAGAAAGACUGGAUUUCAAACUAGCGGCCGCGGCCGUCCUCUCCUCGGGUCCGGGAUCCGGCAGCGACGAAGACGAGGUUUCCGAGGUGGAGUCGUUCAUUUUGGACCAGGAGGACCUGGACAACCCCAUUAUGAAGACGGCCUCAGAGCUGCUUUUGUCCAGUGCCACAGACGGAGUCGAUUUGAGGACCGUAGAUCCAGAGACACAAGCUCGACUUGAAGCGUUACUCGAAGCUGCAGGCAUCGGUAAACUCUCCACUGCCGAUGGUAAAGCUUUUGCAGACCCCGAGGUUCUACGUCGACUAACAUCGUCCGUGAGCUGCGCGCUGGACGAGGCAGCCGCCGCCCUGACCCGAAUGAGAGCUGAAAACACACUCAACGCCGGCCAAGCCGACAAUCUGGUUAUUUUCAGCCGUAGUUUAGCGGAAGCGUGUUCGGACGGGGACGUCAAUGCUGUGCGCAAAUUGUUGGACGAGGGACGAAGCGUCAAUGAACACACAGAAGAGGGGGAAAGCCUCCUGUGCCUCGCCUGCUCAGCUGGCUACUACGAACUUGCACAGGUUUUGUUGGCAAUGCAUGCCAAUGUGGAGGACCGGGGCAUCAAAGGGGACAUAACCCCAUUAAUGGCUGCCGCCAGCGGAGGUUACGUGGACAUCGUGAAACUGCUUUUGGUCCACGGGGCAGAUGUGAACGCACAGUCAUCUACAGGCAACACAGCUUUGACAUACGCGUGCGCGGGCGGCUUCGUGGAUGCGGUGAAGGUGCUGCUUAAAGAAGGUGCAAACAUCGAGGACCACAAUGAGAACGGACACACGCCCCUCAUGGAGGCAGCCAGCGCGGGGCACGUGGAGGUGGCCCGGGUUCUCCUGGAGUACGGCGCCGGCAUCAACACACACUCCAAUGAGUUUAAGGAGAGCGCGCUCACACUCGCCUGCUAUAAAGGUCACCUGGAUAUGGUUCGCUUUCUGCUGGAGGCCGGAGCAGACCAGGAGCAUAAAACAGAUGAGAUGCACACAGCGCUUAUGGAGGCUUGCAUGUCCCAGGACGGCCAUGUGGAGGUGGCGCGGCUGCUGUUGGACAGCGGCGCACAGGUCAACAUGCCAGCUGACUCAUUUGAGUCACCUCUCACCUUGGCUGCUUGUGGAGGACACGUUGAGCUCGCAGCGCUGCUCAUAGAGAGAGGCGCCAAUUUGGAGGAGGUUAAUGAUGAGGGCUACACUCCUCUGAUGGAGGCAGCAAGAGAAGGCCAUGAGGAGAUGGUAGCAUUGCUUCUGGCUCAAGGUGCUAACAUCAACGCGCAGACAGAGGAGACCCAGGAAACGGCAUUGACUCUAGCAUGCUGCGGAGGUUUCCUGGAGGUGGCCGACUUCCUUAUCAAAGCAGGAGCCGACAUCGAGCUGGGCUGCUCCACUCCUCUGAUGGAGGCUGCGCAGGAGGGCCAUCUGGAACUGGUGAAAUACCUGCUGGCUGCAGGAGCAAAUGUUCAUGCCACCACGGCAACAGGUGACACAGCUUUGACGUAUGCGUGUGAGAACGGACACACUGAUGUGGCAGAUGUGUUGCUUCAGGCUGGAGCCAAUCUGGAACAUGAGUCUGAAGGGGGGCGGACGCCUCUGAUGAAGGCUGCAAGGGCAGGACAUCUGUGCACAGUGCAGUUUCUUAUCAGCAAAGGUGCUAAUGUGAACAGAGCUACUGCCAACAAUGAUCACACCGUGGUGUCCCUGGCCUGUGCUGGAGGGCAUCUGGCGGUGGUGGAGUUGCUGUUGGCGCACGGAGCAGAUCCCACACACAGACUCAAAGAUGGUUCCACCAUGUUGAUAGAAGCUGCUAAAGGUGGCCACACUAACGUCGUGUCCUACCUGUUGGACUACCCCAACAACAUUCUAUCUGUCCCGGCCCCUGACCUUUCCCAGCUCACCCCCCCAUCACAAGAUGCUUCUCAGGUUCCUCGUGUUCCAUUCCAAGCUCUCGGUAUGGUAGUGCCCCCCCAAGAGCCCGACAGAGCCCCAUCAAACAUCGCUACAUCCCCACCCGUCUCCAACAAAGCCGUGUCCAAACAGAGACCAGCAGCCAUUCAGCCAGGUGUCCCCAGCACGGUCGGCCGUGGGCCUGAAGCAGAACCUUUGCCGCCCUUCCACUUGUGUCCGCCGUUGGAGUGCAUAGUGGAGGAGACGGAGGGAAAGCUGAACGAACUGGGUCAGAGAAUAAGCGCCAUUGAGAAGGCUCAGCUACAGUCGCUGGAGCUCAUUCAGGGGGAGCCACUCACCAAAGACAAGAUUGAGGAGCUGAAGAAAAGCAGAGAAGAACAGGUACAGAAGAAGAAGAAAAUCUUGAAGGAGCUUCAGAAGGUGGAGCGCCAGCUGCAGCUAAAAACCCAGCAACAGUUCACCAAAGAGUACAUGGAGGCAAAGGGCUUAAAGGAAGAUCUGGAGGCGGGGCAAAGUCAGGGUCCGGGUCCAGGGCCUGGGAGUACAGCUACCGCGCCGGGACAGCUUCCUUCCCCACCGGGUGGUCCCCUACCCAGCGCCGCUAAAAUAUACGAAGACGCUAGCACAGAGGGGGAGCAGGAGCAGUCGCCAGGGGACGAGGGGGAAGAGGAUGAGGAUUACGAUGACGAAGAUGAGGGCUCAGAAGACGACGCGGACGGAGAAGAGGACGAGUACCCCAAGCUUCCUCAGGUGGGCACAAUCCUCUACAGGGACGGGCCUCAGCAGCCUCCUCUUCCUCCUUCGCCUCAGAGCCAACCUCAGCCGCCCCCUCCUCCUCUUCAGCCCGCCUUCGCUCCUAUCCAACCCCUGCCGGACUACAACCCUGCAGACUACCCUGGAAGCACGAGCCCAGAGCUGGAGAGGGUGCUGGUGGGGCAGCAGAUGUUGGGGCAGCAACAAGGUCAGGGCCCCCAGCUGGCUGCUUUAGGCCCUGGAAUGAUACCCCAGCCGGCUCCAGAUGGGCUCAUGGUGGCGACACCUGCACAGACGCUCACAGACACACUGAAUGAUAUCAUGGAAGCUGGGGGAAACCGCGUGCCCAUGUUACCCACUACAACCUCACCCACACCCUUGUCCCAGCCGCCCACGCAGACCAACCCAAACAUCGCCUCUCCCCCCUCCGUCUUACCCCUCUACCCGUCGGUCGACAUCGAUGCACACACGGAGAGCAACCACGAUACAGCCCUGACGCUAGCAUGUGCAGGAGGACACGAGGAGCUCGUGUCGGUCCUGAUUGCACGGGGAGCCAACAUUGAGCACCGGGACAAAAAAGGUUUCACCCCUUUGAUCCUCGCUGCCACUGCUGGUCAUGUAGGAGUGGUGGAGGUGCUCCUAGACAAAGGUGGAGACAUCGAGGCUCAGUCAGAGAGAACCAAAGACACGCCCCUCUCCUUAGCAUGUUCAGGAGGCCGACAGGAGGUUGUUGAGUUGCUGCUGCUGCGGGGAGCCAAUAAGGAGCACCGCAACGUUUCAGACUACACGCCUCUUAGCUUGGCUGCUUCAGGGGGUUAUGUCAAUAUCAUCAAGAUACUCCUGAAUGCUGGUGCUGAGAUAAACUCCAGGACUGGCAGUAAGCUGGGAAUCUCUCCUCUGAUGCUGGCGGCUAUGAACGGUCACGUGCCAGCAGUGAAGCUCCUGUUAGAUAUGGGCUCAGACAUCAACGCCCAGAUCGAGACCAACAGAAACACUGCUCUGACCUUAGCCUGCUUUCAGGGGCGAGCUGAGGUCGUCAGUCUGCUGCUAGAUCGCAAGGCUAACGUAGAGCACCGAGCUAAGACUGGACUGACUCCGUUGAUGGAGGCAGCCUCAGGGGGUUAUGCAGAGGUGGGCCGAGUUCUGUUGGAUAAAGGUGCUGAUGUCAACGCUCCUCCUGUUCCUUCCUCACGAGACACCGCCCUCACCAUUGCUGCCGACAAGGGUCACUACAAGUUCUGUGAGCUACUCAUUAACAGGGGGGCUCAUAUUGAUGUACGAAACAAGAAAGGGAACACUCCCCUCUGGCUGGCAGCGAACGGUGGUCACUUUGAUGUGGUCCAGCUCCUGGUGCACGCAAGCGCUGAUGUGGAUGCUGCAGACAACCGUAAAAUCACCCCACUCAUGGCCGCCUUCCGCAAGGGUCAUGUGAAGGUGGUGCAGUAUCUUGUGAAGGAGGUCAACCAGUUUCCAUCAGACAUUGAGUGCAUGAGAUAUAUUGCCACCAUCGCUGACAAGGAGCUGUUGAAGAAGUGUCACCAGUGUAUGGAAACCAUCGUUAAAGCGAAAGACCAGCAGGCAGCAGAGGCCAAUAAGAACGCUAGCAUUCUCCUGAAGGAGUUGGACUUGGAGAAGUCUCGGGAGGAGAGCAAAAAGCAGGCGCUGGCUGCCAAGAGGGAGAGGAGGAAGGAGAAGCGCAAGAAGAAGAAGGAGGAACAAAAGAGGAAGCAGGAGGAAGAGGAAGGACACAAAACCAAGGAGGAGUCUUCUGAGAUGCUGGAGCAGAAAGAGGAUUCAUCUGAGGAAAAAGAAGUCCCCAUUGAGCCCCCAAGUGCAACCACAACCACCACCAUUGGUAUCUCUGCCACCUCCACCACCUUCUCCACAGCUUUUGGUAAGAAGCGAGCAAGUGUGGCCACUACCCCAAACACCAACCGGAAGAAUAAAAAGAACAAGACCAAGGAUUCAGCGCCCAAUGAGCCUAUCAUAUUACAAGAUCCACAGGUUGCUCUUGCACAGCACAAGGCUGACAAGAACAAGAUCCACGGUGAGCCACGGGGUGGGGGCGGGGGAGUCACAGGUGGCAACAGCGAUUCAGACCCCCUGGAUAGCACCGACUGUGCCAGUGAGAGCAGCAGCAGCGGGGGGAAGAGUCAAGAGCUCAACUACCUCCCUGACCUCACCUCAUCCGCCUCCUCCUCCUCCUCUUCCUCCUCUUCUUCCUCCUCCUCCUCAGCCCCCUCCUCAGGAGCAACCCAGUCCCAGGCCCUCAUGCCCGGCCCAGAGAAGAGGCACUGUCCUCAGCCGUCGACAGACACUAAGGUGGACAACAAGGUCACAGUCUCCAUCUCGAAGCCAACUCAGAGAGCACCGGAUGCAAGCGACUCGUCCUCCAACUCCCUGCCUUCCCCGUUUAAGACCAUGGCUCUUCCGAUAACCUCUCCUAACAGUAAACUCAGCCUCACGAGUCCAAAAAGGGGCCAGAAAAGAGAAGAAGGCUGGAAAGAGGUGGUCAGAAGAUCAAAGAAGCUUUCUGUACCCGCCUCCGUUGUGUCCCGGAUCAUGGGUCGGGGGGGCUGUAACAUCACGGCCAUCCAGGAUGUGACAGGAGCUCACAUCGACGUGGACAAACAGAAGGACAAAAACGGAGAGAGGUUGAUCACAAUCAGAGGCGGCACAGAAUCCACUCGGUAUGCGGUCCAGCUGAUCAACGCUCUGAUCCAGGACCCGGCCAAAGAACUCGAGGACUUGAUCCCUCGGAAUCACAUAAGAGCCCCGGGCUCUAAAGCCGGCUUGCCCUCUUUCCCCAGUACCACGGGGCCCAGCGGUGGUUCUACUGCAGGCCCCAAGCCUCUGAGCUCGUUGGUCACUUCUUCAGGGGUCGUGUUCCAACCUCCAUCAUCUUCAUCGUCGUCCUCCUCCUCUCAGGCCGGAGGGAAAAUGGGGAAGGGCCUGCCUUCAAACGUCCGGCAGCCUUUCCCUGUAUCCCUGCCCCUGGCGUACGCUCACCCCCAGCUGGCGCUGCUAGCCGCUCAGACCAUGCACCAGAUCAGACACCCCCGUCUGCCCAUGGCUCAGUUCGGGGGCACCUUCUCUCCAGCUGCCAGCACCUGGGGACCCUUUCCAGUGCGCCCUGUGAGUCCCGGCAGCGCUAACAGCUCCCCGAAACACAACGGAGGAGCCAGCAACCCCGGGGCCCAAGCUAAGCCCUCCUCUGCCCACGGUGAGCACAGCAGCACAGCCAGCUCAGGGACUCCAGUCACCACCACCAACACCAUGACCACCAGUGCGCCCAAUACAUCCGUAGCCGCAUCCUCGCCUCACACCCCGACUCCAUACAACCCCCAACCCAGCAUCCCCACCCCUUCGUCUGUCAGGAAGCAGCUGUUCGCUCCAGACCCCAAGCCGGCGGGCGUCACGCCUGUAUCUAACGCAGCCGCCACCAGUGUCGGUAACGCAGUGAGAGGCACGGCUUCCACUGCACAUCCCACUUCCACUACGACGACGGCUAACGCCUCCCAGCAGCAGGGCGGACCCAUUUCCCAGCCUCCCAUCCAGCCCGCUAAAACGGAGCCCGCUCUUGCCGCCGCUGGAAAAGAGAAGCCCACCGUUCCUGAGAAUCAGCCUGUAUCCGUCAGCGACGCCAUCAACUCUGUGGGUUUCCCUUCUCCCGCUUUAGCGUUAGGUACCAAGGCAGAACCUCGACAGCAGUUACCUCCGCCGGCUUCUUCCGUACCUUCCACAGAGGCGCACCCAGCGCUCCACAGCUCGCAGGCCGGCUCCUGCCUUCCAGGAUCGUCUCCCGCUCACUCACACAACGUCGCACAUCCAAACAACACUGUCCCCCACUUCUCCGCUCCCGCACCCAGAGUCUCCCAUCGUAUGCAGCCACCGGGGCCUUACUACUCCCUUCCUGAGCAACAGCAGUCACAACAACAACAGCAGCAGUUUGUACCUUUCAGCGUUCAGCAGGAGAUACCAAAACAAUCCCAAAGCCACACGUCCCAGCCGGCAAACCUCCCCCCUCCGCCCCACAGUCAGGGCCAGGCGCCUGGCUCCCUCCAGGCCUCGGCUAAUCUGGGGAUCAUGAACGGUUCCCAGAUGCAGCACAUCGCCGGUACAGGCAAGGCUCAGCAGAUCCCGCCCAACAUCAGCCAUGUAGGUCUCUUCAAUUUCAGCAGCAUCUUUGACAACAGCAGCCAGCAGGUGGGAAACAGUGCAAUGUGGGGUGCAUGCCACUUGCCGACGCGUUCACCUCCAGAGCAGUCGUAUUCAGCGCCGCCGGCCUACAUGAACAUGGGUCAGAUGGAGAACAUGAUGCCCCCGCCUCCCACAGAGAGCUCCAAAGCCCCCGGCUACCGAUCGGCCUCCCAGAGGAUGGUCAACAGUCCCAUCGCGCUGACCAGCUUUGCCACCAGUAUCUCUGGCAGCCCCGUGUAUCUGCAUGGUCACGCAGGGGUCGGCGCGCCCUCAUUCAGCAGACAGCACUUUUCCCCUCACCCAUGGAGCGCAUCCACAUCAGGUGAAUCCCCAGUCCCACCUCCUCCCACGGUAUCCUCCACCGCCCUCUCCACCUCAGCCAUGGCUCCCCCUCCCCAGCCUAAACAAGGCAGCUCCUCCCAGCAGGACAGAAAGGUCCCCCCUCCCAUCGGCACCGAGCGGCUGGCCAGGAUCAGGCAGACGGGUUCGGUCAACCCAUCGCUUCUCACCACCAGCUACACAGCUUCUGUCGGACAGGGCGGCAUCUGGUCGUUUGGAGUCGGCAGCGCCUCGGAAGCCAUGUCUGGUUGGUCCCAGCCUCUGAUGAACAGCCACAUGAUGCACCCCCAGCUGCAGGCCGAGCAGUCGGCCUUCUCCCAGCACCAGCCCAUGGAGCAGGACGACACCGGCAUUGCUAACCCGGCUAACAGCUACCACCAGCCUCAGCAUUUGCCCAACAGUUACAUGGACUUCCAGAAGGGGAUGCCUGUGUCAAUGUACGGAGGAACCAUGCUGACCCCCCACCCUCCCAUGGCAGAAGGCCCGGGGGGUCCGAUGUACAACGGCAUGCACGCAGGCGACCCCGCAUGGAACCCCAUCAUUAAAGUGGUCCCCAACAACGCAGACAACUCCGACCCACAGCAGCAGGUUUGGCCUGGUACCUGGGCUCCUCAUGUGGGCAACGUGCACCUGAACCACGUCAACUAAGCGGCAUCCACAGAAGUUAAAUGCACACAGCAUGACCCACUGUGCAAACGUGAUACCAUAAGACAGAAGAGACAUGGCGAGAAAAAAAUAAAAAUUCAAGUCCCAACAUAGUAACUUUAGAGGCCUGAAGGUGCAGAGCAGGGGUUGAAGAAACGGAAGUUCUCUUUGACGCCAUUCUUUGAUGUGCCUAUCUCAAACAUGGAAGAGAGGAAAUCGGGGCAUCAUUCACGUGAUGAUACAGUUGUUCGAGUUCACCUGUUCAACAGGAUCUAUUCUCUGCGUAGUUUAGCGAUUUUGACUUAAACCCACAUACACCGUUCUUGGGCUGCAGGGGGCUCAAAAUGAAGUAGCUAUUUAAACUUGGCCCAGAACUAGCUGAUGAUGAUGAUGAUUACCUAAAGAGAAAUCAGAACCUUUUAGAGUGGUAAAUACAUGUAUAAUUGUUUACAUACUAAAAAGGGUUAAAAUGAGAGUAAAUUUCAUGUCGUAUAGUGGCUCUACUUUAUGUAGCCUGUAUUAAUGUGAAAUAUUUACCUUAAUAUUCAAU